AUGCUAAGUUUAAAUUCAAAUUUGUCUGAAAUGAAAAGUACAAUUGGAACAUCAAGUUUAAGCUCAGAACUUACUAUCCUCUCAUUCGCUGAUAUAACUGUUUCCAGUCAAGAAUCUUUUGAUAACGAUAAUAUCACUUUAUCAACAAAAAAUUACCCAACAAUCAAGUCGGAAAAAGCAAUGAAAAUUUCAAAUGAAAGCAGUUUGCUAAAAAAUGAACCAAACUGCUAUCAAUUGCAUUUUCCGGAAUGUUUUAUUGCGGAUUACACAAAAUUGAAAAUAUUAAAAUGUGCACCUAAAAAGAUUUCAAAAAACUGUAAAUUGCAAUCAGUCCCUUCAGCAAUUUAUGAAGUUAUAAUUGAAAAGAGGUCCGCUAAAUUAUCUUCAACAAUGAUUAAUAUUUUACCCCAAAAUAUCAUUAAUAUAGCCUUAUCACAUAUUCCAUUAUCAAUUGCAUUUGAUAAAGCUCAAAUACCAUCGAAAGUAUCAAUAAAUGAGCAAAUUCGAAGUAAAUCGAAAACUGAUGACUAUAACCCAACGAAAAUUCAGUCAAAAAAUAUUGUAAAAAGAAAAAAUUCGAGAGAAAAUAUGCAAAAAUAUUAUAAAACAACAUCAAAGAAAAUUUUUGUUUUUGAUGCUUUUCCGGAAGAAACUUUCCGGAAUAAUAAUGAGAAUGUGAAUAAAGAAGAUAACAUCAAUGAUACAAUCAUUCAAUGGUUGAAAUGUACACAAUCACAAACUGAAAGAAUUUGUAAUUUUGAUAAAAUGAUUGAAUUGAUCGAAUCGAUUGAACAAGAAAUCAGUGCAAUCGAAUCAAAGAAUUAG
Messenger RNA from Brugia malayi, 825 nucleotides. RefSeq lists its product as uncharacterized. Lineage: Eukaryota; Metazoa; Nematoda; Chromadorea; Rhabditida; Onchocercidae. The transcript is spliced from 6 exons. The record is from RefSeq and is a predicted model, not a curated record. The coding region runs from base 1 to 825 and encodes 274 amino acids.